Molecule: messenger RNA, 891 nt
Organism: Lottia gigantea (owl limpet)
Lineage: Eukaryota; Metazoa; Mollusca; Gastropoda; Lottiidae
Exons: 4
Coding region: 1-891 (296 amino acids)
Source: RefSeq, a predicted model, not a curated record
AUGGUUGCCAUUGUCGCCACUGAUCGCCGAGUCACGGACAUAUUCGCCAAACGCCAAGACACACUUACAGGGGAAGAAGAAGAGUUUAUUGAUUGGUUGGAGAGUUUUGAGGCUUGUGCAGCUGUCAACAAGUGGACAGAUGAGGAAAAGUGUCAGUUUGUGGCCAUCAAGCUUAAAGGUUCAGCUCGUAAGGUUAGACACAUGAAUCCGGCAACUUUAGAUGAUGCUGUUAGAAUGAGUAUCGAAUGGGAAGCCGUAGAAAGAGAUGUACGUAACCAAAGUGCUAACAAACCAACACCAGUGGUGAGCGACUUGACCGGUGCAGUUGGCGGGCAAACCACAUCUAAAACAGAUGAGCUUAUAAGUCUGAUGACUAAACUCCUGUCAGGCCGUAGCACACCUCUGGGUAAUCGUCUGGUCACUUUUUCCGAAUCUGUCAUUUCUGCUAAUGGCGAAACUAUUCAUAUUUUGGGGGAGGUGAGGUUAACGUUCCAACUGGGCUAUGCGGAUAUAGUCCAUCGUGUACUGGUAGCCCCUGACUUAGCGCAAUCCUGCAUUUUGGGUCUUGAUUUCUUGGGGAAAAGUAAAGCAGUAAUUGACACCCAUUCACGGAAACUUAUGAUUGAUGGAAAAACGAUUCCAUUACGAUCUACAAAGAAAAGUAUUGUAUGUCGAGUUUCUUUAGCAGAAACAGUUACAAUUCCAGGGGGGCAUGAGAUGAUCUUGCCUGGUAAAUUACUUGUUAAGGGUAGAACGGUUUCGUACCCUAAACAGGUUGGAAUGGUGGAGGGUUCCAAGAUAUUUUCAUCAAAAUCUAACGUUGCUAUUGCCAGAGUUUUAGUCAUUUCAGAUUCUGGAGGGUUACGAAUAUUGCUCCUGGGCCGGUUGUAA